Molecule: messenger RNA, 1746 nt
Organism: Manis pentadactyla (Chinese pangolin)
Lineage: Eukaryota; Metazoa; Chordata; Mammalia; Pholidota; Manidae
Gene: CPB1
Product: carboxypeptidase B1
Exons: 10
Coding region: 136-1398 (420 amino acids)
Biological process (GO): proteolysis
Molecular function (GO): zinc ion binding; metallocarboxypeptidase activity
Source: RefSeq, a predicted model, not a curated record
UAUAAAAGCAGGUGAAAUGCAUGCAAAAGCCUUACUCAGGAACAAUGUUGGCAUUCUUGAUUCUUGUUACUGUAGCCCUAUCAUCUGCUCACCAUUCUGGUGAACACUUUGAAGGGUAAGUAAGCAACUCCUUAAAUGGCCAAGUCUUUCCUUGCUUUCCCCAAAUUCGAAUGCAUUACUGAUUUUAAAUUUUCUCUUCUGCCCUCACCAUUCAGUGAGAAAGUGUUCCGUGUCAAUGUUGAAGAUGAAAAUCAAAUCAGCGUACUCCGUGAGUUGGCCAGCACCAAACAGAUUGACUUCUGGAAACCAGAUUCUGUCACACAAAUAAGACCUCACAGUAUAGUUGACUUCCGUGUUAAAGCAGAAGAUAUUUUGGCUGUGGAAGACUUUCUGGAACAGAAUGAAUUACAAUAUGAGGUAUUGAUAAGCAACCUGAGAUCUGUGCUGGAGGCUCAGUUUGACAGCCAGGUUCGUGCUACCGGACACAAUUACAAGAAGUACAACAAUUGGGAAACGAUAGAAGCUUGGACUGAACAGAUCACCAGUGAGAAUCCAGACCUCAUCUCUCGCAGCACCAUUGGAACCACAUUUGAAGGACGCACUAUGUACCUCCUCAAGGUUGGCAAAGCUGGACUAAAUAAGCCUGCCAUUUUCAUGGACUGUGGUUUCCAUGCCAGAGAGUGGAUUUCCCCUGCAUUUUGCCAAUGGUUUGUGAGAGAGGCUGUUCGCACCUAUGGACAUGAAAUCCACAUGACAGAACUUCUCGACAAGUUAGACUUUUAUGUCUUGCCUGUGGUCAAUAUUGAUGGCUAUGUCUACACCUGGACCAAGAACCGAAUGUGGAGGAAGACCCGCUCUACCCAUGCUGGGAGUACCUGCAUCGGCACAGACCCUAACAGAAAUUUUGAUGCUGGCUGGUGCUCAAUUGGAGCCUCUAAAAACCCCUGUGAUGAGACUUACUGUGGACCUACUGCAGAGUCUGAAAAAGAAACCAAGGCCCUGGCUGAUUUCAUCCGCAACAACCUCUCUUCCAUCAAAGCCUACCUAACAAUCCACUCCUACUCCCAGAUGAUGCUCUACCCUUACUCCUAUGCUGACAAAGUCGGAGAAAACAAUGUUGAAUUGAACACCCUGGCUAAAGCUACUGUGAAAGAACUUGCCACACUGCAUGGUACCAAGUACACGUACGGCCCAGGGGCUACAACAAUCUAUCCUGCUGCUGGGGGCUCUGACGACUGGGCUUAUGACCAAGGAAUCAAAUAUUCCUUCACCUUUGAACUCCGGGAUAAAGGCAGAUACGGCUUUGCCCUCCCUGAAUCCCAGAUCCAGCCAACCUGUGAAGAGACAAUGUUGGCAAUCAAGUAUGUCGCCAACUACCUCCUGGAACAUCUGUACUAGUCAAGAAUGCUAAGAGCCUUAUUUCGAAGGGCUCACUCUUUGUUUCUUUUCUAUCCUGAAUUCUUUUUUUUGCCUAAAUGUUUUCCAAAUCCCAAUCUUUCUUUUAAGCUUCCAAGUCUAUUAAACUAGUUGGAUCUUUUAAUACUGAUCAUAAUAAAAGUGAAUCAUUGUAACUGGAAAAUCUGACAGAUUCUCUACUUCUGUCGGGGGUAAACGAUGUAAACAAAUGACUAAUGAGCCACGUGAUGAUAUUGGGUCAGCCGUCCAGGAGUUAAAGUCCUUGGGGUGUUGGGCAACACUGGCAGAGUGCAGAGAUGCACAGGUUAUAAUGGGGUACUUGUGAGGAAG